This is a messenger RNA of Saccostrea echinata, 2326 nucleotides long. RefSeq lists its product as uncharacterized. The record is from RefSeq and is a predicted model, not a curated record. The transcript is spliced from 4 exons. Lineage: Eukaryota; Metazoa; Mollusca; Bivalvia; Ostreida; Ostreidae. The coding region runs from base 866 to 2326 and encodes 486 amino acids.
UUAUGACCUUGCUUAAAAUCUGAAUCCUUUGUUUUAGGCAUGAUACUAGUGAAAUUAAAAGCAUUGUCAAACACCACAAAAAGGAUGUAUAUAACAGAAUAUGUGCAACAGAUGUUCUAAUUGUGGAUGAAAUAUCUAUGCUGUCACAAAAACUACUUGAACAACUUGAAGAAGUAUGUUCAUUGAGAGACGAACAAAAAUAUUUUGGAGGCAUCCAGGUAAUACUGUGUGGGGAUUUCAUGCAAUUGCCCCCAGUAAGAAAUGCUAUAUACAAUGACGCUGGGAAUUUCUGUUUCCUCAGUCCACUCUUUGAUACUGUAUUUCCACAUCGUAUCAUUUUAAAAAAUGUUGUGAGACAGAAUGAUAUUGAAUUUGUAUGCACCAUCAAUGAAAUAGCUAGAGGUUUUUUAAGUCAGAAAUCAAAGACCUUUUUACAGAGUCUUGAUAGACCACUUCAUGUUCCAUCAAGUGUGAAGCUAUAUGCAACAAAUUAAUUAGUAAAUAGACACAACAGAAAGUGCCUUUUGAAAUGCCAGGGAUUCAUACAGAGUAUUUAGCAGAGGAUUCUGGAGAGAUUUCUUGUUUGUCUCGAGUCUCAGCACCACAAGUUCUGUGGUUGAAGAAAGAUUGCCCUGUUAUUCUAUUGAAAAAUCUGACCAAAAAGCUUGUAAAUGGGUUACAGGGAACUGUGGUGUCCUGUGAAAGAGAUGGCCCACUGGUACAUUUUGCUUCUGUUGAUGAAACUGUCAAGAUUUAACAAGAAAGAUUUUCAGUAUUCAGUCCUGUGUUGCGAAGAAAUCUUGCUGAGAGGAAGCAAAUUCCAGUCAAACUUGCAUUUGCCUUAACGAUUCAUAAAGCCCAGGGUAUGACACUUGACAGUGUGGAAAUUGAUUGCCAACAAAUUUUCUCCCCAGGACAACUUGGGGUAGGGGUGAGUAGAGUCAAGUCCCCAACAGGACUGCGGCUGAUCAACUUUAAUGAAACUGCUUGUAUCCCUCUGCCGUCCAUCAUUUUCAAGUUCCUGGAUACAUGUACACCCUCAAUGACUCAAGAUGCAGAUCUUAAAUGUUGUAAGAACACAAGAAUCAGGUGUAAUGAAAGGGCAUUUGAAGAAAUUCAUCAUCUUGAACCAAUUGCACAGGAACAUGACAUGUGGGAGAAUGUUGAAGACUCACAUGGUGACAUUGACAGUAUUCUAGAUGAUAUUAAAUGUGUUCAAACUGAUGAUUCAGAAGUGAUUGCAUUACCCGAGGGCUUAGAUAUCCAUACAAUUUUGACAAAUAUUUAUGUGCAAGAUGUAGAGACUACAGUACAAAAACAAACAAAUUGUGUAAUUGAUACACUUUUGACCGGAAAUUUUGACUAUGAUGUAAAAAAAUUUUGCAGUCAUACUUUCAAUGUUAUGACCGAGUGUGUGGAGUCAUUAAAAAUUGAUAGGGAAAAUCCUAUAGCAGUAAAACCAGACAAACUCACACAUUUUUUCAAACAGUGCCAUCAGUUUCAAACUUCUGAUGAAUUUAAGGCAUGUACCCUACUGAUGUUUUUUGAUGUGUGCCAAAUUCAUCCUGUAUCACCACAGGUAAUGGCACACAUUGCUUAUAACAUUUUUGUUCAUAUUAGGAAGUUUACUCUUGGUCAGCUGGAAAAAGUGUACAAAAUUAGGGAUAAAUGUUUUAAAAAAAGAAGUCUCACUGAAGAAAGCUUAGGGAAAGUGAGAUAUGUUGGAGGUUACUGUGUGGCAAAGACACGCCACCACUACAAUAAAGUUCGUCAAAGAAGUUUUAAGAUAGGAGAGUCAAAUCAGAAAAAAUAUGAUGAAGCAUUCACAAUAAUACAGAUCCUAGAUAACUUUAGAGAAAAUGAAAUUAUAAUUGGUGGAACUUCAUCCCUUCCCCAGACACUUAUAGAGACAGCUGUCAAACAGAACAUUUCAAGAGGUCUUACAAAUAUAACAGACAAAAUGUUUCUUUUCUUCAUGUCUGUAUGUGACUUGUUUUUAAGUGUUUUUAUUGAGAAAAAUUUAAACAUUCAUGGUAACAAUAUUUAUGAAGCAUACAAAGAAAAAAUACAUAGUGAUGGGAAACUUUAUCAGUUAUUCCUUGAUGCAGUUAAUUUUUCCCCUCCUGCUGAAUUUUUACAGUCACAGAGUGUUGAAGUUCUAUUAGAUGAAAUGACUGACAGAGUAAAUGCUAUAGAAACUUUAUACAAAGUUUUGACUGAGAAAUUCAUGAUGGUGAUCUUAAACCAGUACAGAAAAGAUAUUCUUUCAUGUUUGUGCAUACAUAAAAAAAUGGCUCACAGAAAGCAGAUUCUUGUCAAGUCAUAA